GCCGGCGAGGUAGGCCAACCUGAACGACAUCAUCGCGUCGUCUCUCAACGGCGCCCCCACGUUUGCGGCCGGCGUCGAGUUCUACGAGGCCCGCUUCAAGAAAGACAAGGGGUCGCAGGAGGCGGCCAAGCGGAUGCAGGACGGCCGAUGGACGCGCAAGCAGCAGCAGGGCGAUGUCGCGCCGGCGCGCCAGCGGCUCGUCCCUGCUCGUCUCGCUCAAGCCAGACCAUAGCCUCGACAAGGUCGUCCACCUGUGCAAGAUGGACUCGUGGGGCGCCGUCUCCGCCGCCCCGCUCCGCGUGCCCGGCAACGCCUCUGCGCCCGCCGCGUCGCUGCUUCUCGCGCCCGAGUGGCUCUUCUCUCACUUUCCGUACGGCAUCUUCUUCCCGGCGUACCGCGUCUGCCACGCCGCCUCGUGGGGGUGGGAGGGUCUCUCCCCACUCGAGCAGCGGCUGUGCAUGCCUGGGUUCCGCGUGCCGACGGUGAUGGUGCACAUGGCGGGGCUGCGGAACGGGCAGUGGGGGCGGCGCGGCGUGAUGCGCGCGUUUGGCGUGUGGCAUGAGGAGGCGGACAAGGUGGCGCCCGAGACGUGGGUGUCGCCGCGGACAGAGCGACUGGUGGCGGCCGGGCCAGACAUGCUGCGGGCGGGCCUCGCCUCAAUGUCCGACUUCGACGCGUUUGCAGCGCGGCUGCUGCUGCUCGGCCUGCUUCUCGGCCGGCGCGUCGUCAUGCCGCCGCUGCCAAAGGAUGCGCGCUGGGCGGAGCGAGCUAUCGAGCCGCGUCACCUGAGGGCGAUCGAGGUCGGGUGCGGGCCGGACAAGCAGCGCGUCUGGCUCCCCAUGCCGCACUUCAAGGAGCCGUGGUGCAGCGGGGUCGACUUUCUGUACGAGAUCGACUACCGCGCCGUCGCCCCCUCCAUCCCGCCCGCGGACGUGUCCCACAUCGCCGCCGCCUCGCUCCGCGUGGCGCCCGAGUCGGCCGCCGGGGCGCUCAUCACCAUGUCGGACGGGGCGAGAAGACACACGCCUUCGCCCCCCCGACCGCCCGAGUUGCCUGCCGCGUCUCUUCACAGCACGCCCGCUGUGAACAGGCGACCCCACCCGCCUCGCGCGUGCUCGUCCUCAACGCGGCGGGCGGCGGCGGCGGCGGCGGCUCGCCGCUCGGCUGGCUCCCGAUCGACGACUGGAAGCGGAACGAGUGGAAGGGUCCGUUUGCACGCCGCGUGCGGCCGGCGCUCGAGGCGGCGGGGCUCGAGAACCUCAGGAUCGUGCGCGACUGCAUGCACUCCCUCGCGACGAGCAGGGACUAGACUUGCUCGACGGGCGCGCGCCGGAGCAACACGCCAAGAUCACCGCAGUGCAGCACGACGGGGGGAGUUCGGCACAUGUCUCACAUGCGUCUGCAGGGGUUUGUUGCUAGCUUUUUAUGCGGUUCUGACGGU
This is a messenger RNA of Emiliania huxleyi CCMP1516, 1441 nucleotides long. RefSeq lists its product as hypothetical. The record is from RefSeq and is a predicted model, not a curated record. The transcript is spliced from 10 exons. Lineage: Eukaryota; Haptophyta; Isochrysidales; Noelaerhabdaceae. The annotation marks the transcript as partial.